Selaginella moellendorffii is the source of this 1291-nucleotide messenger RNA. RefSeq lists its product as uncharacterized. The transcript has a single exon. The record is from RefSeq and is a predicted model, not a curated record. The coding region runs from base 296 to 1291 and encodes 331 amino acids. NCBI's taxonomy places the organism in Eukaryota, Viridiplantae, Streptophyta, Lycopodiopsida, Selaginellales, Selaginellaceae.
CGUUCGCCGGUUUUUUCCAGUUUUCCCGUCCACAUCACCUCCACGUCACCUGACAUACCAUGCCCGCUCACGUGGCAGGGCUCCACUGUGGAAUGGGCUGUUUCUUGGAUUUUAUUCUCGAGCCAUAGAACCUCCAGUGUAUAAAUGCCAUCAUCUCUGGGCGAGCCAAGUAACUACACUCCAGGUACCCUCCCCCAAUUAGCUUAUUAGAUUGACUCUAAACACUUCAUCCUUCCUCCUCGUUCUUCGGCGUGUUCUUGGAAUUUUUUUUCCUGCUGGCCUCGCUCGAUCAGAAAUGAUCCAACAAGAGCAGCAGCACCUUGAUGUCAUCUCCCAGAUCCCUCCAAAUCCUCGCGCGGUGCUGUUCAUCGCCCACGAAGGAAACGGAUCGCCGCUCACGUAUUGGGAGCCGCAGCCGCAGCAGCCGAAUUGCACGGGAGUCCCCGACCACGUCGCCAUUGUCAAGCACGCCCUCAGCCGCGGCUACGCCGUCAUCGCCAUCAAGAGCGUCAAGAGCUUCUGGCAGGACUGGCCGCCGCAAGCCUCGCAGGACGCUCACAACGUAGUGUCCGUCCUCGUCUCCUGGACCGCGCAGCACGGCCUGGAGCGCGCGCCGAUCGUCGGUCUCGGCUCCGGCUCCGGCGGCAACUUCCUCUCCAUGCUCGCGCUCACCAUCAAGUUCUCGGCGCUCGUCUUGAUGGUGUCCCCGGGCCUCCACAAGGCGCUGGAGCGAGCGAAGAUGGCCCCGGCUUCAACUUAUCCUCCGGUUCUGUUCGUCCAUAUGCCGAAGGACCAGACCACCGCGUCAAAGAUCCACAGUCACGAGCAGCUGCUGCGAGCAAAAGCCAUACCUGUUGCUCAAGUCUGCUGCGAGGAGUUCCCGAUCGCUCCCUUCUACUUUGCUGCGCACAUCCCCGGCUUUGGAUCCGAUGCCUCCACCAAGCUCCAUGCAGCGAUGCAGGCCGAGGGCGUCAUCGACGGUUUGGGACGUGUUCUAUCGGCUCCCCGGCCUCCGGAUGUCUGCCUCAUGCUCGAGAAGUUUGAUGUUUUGCCACUCCAGAGGGACGACCACAGCUAUGCGAGGCUCCUGGCUGAGCACAUUCACUCGCUGAUGAGAGUCGCGCAAGGCCGGCAUGCUACCACCGGGAGAAAGUGUCCGGAGAUUUUCAACUGGCUCGACAACCAGGUGUGGGGGCAUCCACUUCUUCCAAAUUUUCCACAUCCAAAGCCACCACCAAUUGCCACCUCGCAGCAUCGGCUGCCGUUUUCGAAGUUCCAUCACGGGAACUGA